GGACCCGCGGGCGGGCGGGCGGCGCGGGAGAGGGCGGGCGGAGGCAGCCAGGCCGGCCGGCCAGAGCGUGUGCGCCGCCCGCGGUCCGGUCACGUCCCCCCGCGCCUGUGUGCUGGCCCGGCGCUCGCUCGCUCGCUCGCCGCCUCGCGCCAUCCCGGCGCUCCGCCCGGAGCAGCUGAUGCCCGGUAUACCGCGACCCUGCUGAGGUGAAGGGACCGGAUGCGUGGCCAGGCGCCCGAGGCAGGGGGGCCACAGGGAGUGCACGCCCUCCAGCCGCGCUUAGCAGCAUCGCCACAGCAACCAGCAGGCAGACGGCAGCAGCCUAGGCAGGCGCUCAGGGGCCAGCAUUCCCCCACCCCGGCAGCGACAGUGGCAGCGGCAGUGGCGGCCAAGCGCAGGGAAUGACUGCUACAAAUCAGGCCACGUUGCUGCCCAGGGAGGUGGAGUGGCGCUAGAAAGGAGGGUGCGGCCACCGCCCCACAGCACGGAGCGCCAUGCCGGCUGGAGAAGACGUGCUGGGGCAGGGGCUGCAGCGUGGCACCUCCCAGGCCCCCCACCAGCACUGAGCACCCUGAGGGCAGCCGGCUCUCCUUCGCUCCACCGGUCACAUAGCGGCCUGCACUGUAGUGUCCCCCUGCUGUGGUGGAGGCAGAGCAGGUGAGAGGGAGAGGUGCCCUGCCCCGUGCCCCCCCCUUCCCACCCUCCCCCUGACAUCUGGGCCCCGCCACUGCCAGACCAUGGGAUGUCGGCAAAGCUCAGAGGAGAAAGAGGCAGCGCGGCGGUCCCGGAGAAUCGACCGCCACCUGCGCUCCGAGAGCCAGCGGCAGCGCCGCGAGAUCAAGCUGCUCCUCCUGGGCACCAGCAACUCGGGCAAGAGCACCAUCGUCAAGCAGAUGAAGAUCAUCCACAGCGGCGGCUUCAACCUGGAGGCCUGCAAAGAGUACAAGCCCCUCAUCAUCUACAAUGCCAUCGACUCGCUGACUCGCAUCAUCCGGGCCCUGGCCGCCCUCAAGAUCGACUUCCACAACCCCGACCGGGCCUAUGACGCCGUGCAGCUGUUCGCACUGACGGGGCCGGCCGAGAGCAAGGGUGAGAUCACCCCGGAGCUUCUCGGUGUCAUGCGGCGGCUGUGGGCCGACCCUGGGGCACAGGCCUGCUUUGGUCGCUCCAGCGAGUACCACCUGGAAGACAACGCCGCCUACUACCUGAACGACCUGGAGCGCAUCGCUGCGCCCGACUAUAUCCCCACCGUCGAGGACAUCCUGCGCUCGCGGGACAUGACCACGGGCAUUGUGGAGAACAAGUUCACCUUCAAAGAGCUCACCUUCAAGAUGGUGGACGUGGGUGGGCAGAGGUCGGAGCGCAAAAAGUGGAUCCACUGCUUCGAGGGCGUCACGGCCAUCAUCUUUUGCGUGGAACUUAGCGGCUACGACCUGAGGCUGUACGAGGACAAUCAGACGAGUCGAAUGGCAGAGAGCCUGCGGCUGUUCGACUCCAUCUGCAACAACAACUGGUUCAUCAACACCUCACUCAUCCUCUUCCUGAACAAGAAGGACCUGCUGGCUGAGAAGAUCCGGCGCAUCCCGCUCACCAUCUGCUUCCCCGAGUACAAGGGCCAGAACACGUACGAGGAGGCCGCCGUCUACAUCCAGCGGCAGUUCGAGGACCUGAACCGCAACAAGGAGACCAAGGAGAUCUACUCACACUUCACCUGCGCCACCGACACCAGUAACAUCCAGUUUGUGUUCGACGCCGUGACAGAUGUCAUCAUCCAGAACAAUCUCAAGUACAUUGGCCUGUGCUGAGGCACCGGGGCCGCGGCCCACCUGCCCGGGAUGAGACCAGUUACGGGGUAUCACACCCCAAACCCGUGCUAGAGAAGCCCCCCACCAAGGGCAGAGGCCUGGGGAGCCUGGGGAGUGGUCCCCCCUCCCUGGCCCCCUGUCUCCACAAACAUACAUAUAUACAGAUAGAUCACUAGGUAAACACACACAUGCACACGUCCACACGUUGGAGCAGAUGAAGUUCUUGAAAGCGUCCAGGUGUCUCGCAAACUCCGGGAGACUGUCCCAAGUCCACCACUAACCCAUCCUGCCCCUUCACUUUGCCUUCCUGAGCGGGACUCCUCCACCUUCCGGGCGGAGGUCCC
Messenger RNA from Ochotona princeps (American pika), 2149 nucleotides. It is a transcript of the gene GNAZ, whose product is annotated as G protein subunit alpha z. Lineage: Eukaryota; Metazoa; Chordata; Mammalia; Lagomorpha; Ochotonidae. Gene Ontology annotation, cellular component: heterotrimeric G-protein complex. Bases 738 to 1805 code for a protein of 355 amino acids. Gene Ontology annotation, biological process: adenylate cyclase-modulating G protein-coupled receptor signaling pathway. Gene Ontology annotation, molecular function: G protein-coupled receptor binding; GTP binding; GTPase activity. The transcript is spliced from 3 exons. The record is from RefSeq and is a predicted model, not a curated record.